Messenger RNA from Didymella exigua CBS 183.55, 1255 nucleotides. RefSeq lists its product as uncharacterized. The record is from RefSeq and is a predicted model, not a curated record. The transcript is spliced from 2 exons. Lineage: Eukaryota; Fungi; Ascomycota; Dothideomycetes; Pleosporales; Didymellaceae. Bases 246 to 839 code for a protein of 197 amino acids.
GUCCAAGCACCUCCGAACAUCCACUGCCGCAGUACAUAAUUCUCCCAGUUGAUCCUUCGCAGUUUCUUCGCUUUUUGUCAAUAGUUUAGUUAUCUCGGCGGUACUGCACCGGAUAUCGGGCCUCGUGAUUGCGCCAAGCACACCGUCUCCAGAAUCCUUGCACGUGCUGUGGCUGGCAUCCUUUGAAUUCUCUCCCACUCUUCUCCAGACUUGUUCUCCAUUACUUCUUAUACCCCCUUUUGGUUAUGGCAGUGAAACUACGUCUCAAGAAGGUGACAUCCACUUCGAAGGCUGUCUCAGACGAUAUUUGCAUGCGCCGGCUGGACCGGUACUCCAAGGAAUCUGUGGAGAAGCAAAUAUCUAUACCGGAGACGAUCACAGCUCUUGACACCUAUCCACCGUUUUUGAGGAUCCCAUCUGAAGUUCGCCGCGAGAUCUUAAGAUAUGUUCUUCCAUCUUCGAACGGUCGAUUCGUCCUCUACACUGAUUGCGACUCGACUGUGAUCAGCAAGACAUGGAAUCGCAAGUGCAGACCGCACCCUGAUAAGCAUCUCAGACUCGACAUUUUCCGAAUUAGCCGCCUUAUUUACCACGAGUGUCUCUCCGUCAUGUACUCGGAGAACCUGUUUCACUUCUACGCCUUCAAUUAUCUGCCUGUAUUGGAUUUCAUUCGCCACCUUAGCCCCGAAGCAAAGAGCUUGGUACGGAAAGUACGACUUACGCCCCUCACGGAUAAGCAAAGCGACCCACCCGCAAGCCACGAUCUCUUUUGUACGGUCAUACAUGACUCGCUUCCUGGGCUCAACGAAUUGCAGGCCGAUCCAGUUGUGUUCUUCUAGCGCCUUUCCCUUACGACCUUGUCUCCUUCCCUUCACAUUAUGUCAAAAAUCAUGAGCGUGUUCAUAAGCGGGCGUUUCGGUACAAUCCCAAUAGACAUGUCGGCGCAGGUGUUUGAAUUACAACCCAUUUCAUCAACAUCAACAAUUCUGGUCAGAAGCUCAGUUUCGGCACAUUACAGCGCCUUCAACUUCUCAAGAUCGACUACAAUACCAUGAGUCGCCUGAUGUAGAGCCAUGGAUCGACUUUCCGCUCGCGCAGAGUCCCAUAAUACAUAUCGCCGCGCCAAUCCAGAAGGUAGCAACGUUCAGAACUGUAAGGCUCAUCUUCUUCCAGUUCGCAGUGUAGUUACCCCAGUUGAGGUACAACCAUAAAUAGCCACUCAUUCCAUAGGUGAACCGGGCAGUGAAUAACGCCG